AUGGACAUUGACGACAUCUUGCGAGAGUUCGAAGAGUCCUCUACCAAGAGAUUUGAAACAGCUACAUCAAACAUAUGCCAAGACCUUAUAACUGCGGCUAUGAAUGAAAGAAUGGCCCCUGAACUUUUACCAUACAAGGCAUCCUUGAUGAAUACAAUUUUGACACAUAUUUCAAAUCAGCAACAGUACUUGCUAGACAGUCAUGAAUAUGGAGAGAUGAAUAGCGCAAACGGUAUCAUAUCCAGUGAUUUCAAAUUACAGUUGAUGAUCAUUGAAACUGAUGUUGAGAGGUUGAGCUACAUUGUUCGAUUGUACUUGCGUACAAGACUAUCAAAAAUAAACAAGUUUACUAUUUUUUACAUCAACAAGUCCAACAAAGAAGAUGAUGGAGAUGAUUUAUUAUCAGCGGAAGAGAAGGAUUAUAUUCAUCAAUAUUACUUGUUAUUGACACUGUUAUAUAACAAUUGUUUCCUCAAGAAGCUACCGCAAAUUUUAACUUACUUGGAUGACAACAGUGGAGGGCAGAAUAUGAUUGUUGCUCCUGAUAUUGACCAGUUUGUGUUUGUUAAAUGCCUUUCCGAAACACCAGUACUACUUCACUUAGAGGACGACGAGUUGGAGUUGGUGAAAAACGGUGUUUAUGUGGUCAAAUACAGUUCGGUAAAACAAUAUCUAGAGAUUGGCGAUUUAGUUCUAAUAUAG
Molecule: messenger RNA, 702 nt
Organism: Lodderomyces parapsilosis
Lineage: Eukaryota; Fungi; Ascomycota; Pichiomycetes; Serinales; Debaryomycetaceae
Gene: SLD5
Product: DNA replication protein
Exons: 1
Coding region: 1-702 (233 amino acids)
Biological process (GO): double-strand break repair via break-induced replication; DNA-templated DNA replication
Cellular component (GO): GINS complex
Source: RefSeq, a predicted model, not a curated record